Paramisgurnus dabryanus is the source of this 3159-nucleotide messenger RNA. RefSeq names its product tetratricopeptide repeat domain 39C (gene ttc39c). Gene Ontology annotation, molecular function: protein binding. The record is from RefSeq and is a predicted model, not a curated record. Lineage: Eukaryota; Metazoa; Chordata; Actinopteri; Cypriniformes; Cobitidae. Gene Ontology annotation, biological process: otolith morphogenesis; cilium assembly.
AGGCAAGCAAAGGGUUAAUGUGGCAAUUUCCUGGUUGGGUGCAAAGGGUGUGCGACUGUCAAGAGGAAGCUGUGAGUGAGUCCUCAUCCUUUUGAAAACCUCAGUCUAUUAAAUCAUCUUUCAUAUCACAGCGGGUGAAUGAGAGGCGGAUACAUCGCAUGAAAGACGCCACUGCUCCGAUGCGCCUUUAACAUUGCGUAAUGCACACACAGCCGGUUGACAUUUCACAGCUCGCGGCGGCCUGAUGGAGGCGAAGACCGCGGAUCUAAAAACACUUUAGGGCUGCAGAUUGGACGCGGAAGGGGUCGGAUUUUAUCCAGACGACGACAUUUAAUCGUGCGUUGGUGAUGAAAAUGUCAAGGCAUUUGUAUGGCACAGGCGCAGAUGUUGGUUGUUGCGCCAGCGAUUGUUUGAUUUAGCGCGUGUGCUUAAACAAAACUUGACAAGCGAUCUUCACUGCGGUGUUUUAUGAUUGUGAUGGUUUGUUAAACGCAGUUAGUGGUUAUUGUCGUGUGAAAACAGUAAAACGAGAAGAUGGCAGGCCCAGAUCAUCCACAGCAGCAGCAGGUUGAAGAGAAAGCCGAACAGAUAGAUGACGCCGAACUGGCGUUUCAAGGCAUCAAUAUGCUGCUCAACAAUGGCUUCAAAGAAAGCGACGAGCUUUUUAAGAGAUACAGGACCCAUAGUCCAUUAAUGAGCUUUGGGGCCAGUUUCGUCAGCUUCUUGAAUGCCAUGAUGACGUUCGAGGAAGAGAAAAUGCAGAUGGCCAGCGAUGAUCUGAGGACCACUGAAAAACUAUGCGAGAGUGACAAUGCCGGCGUCAUCGAGACGAUUCGUAACAAAAUCAAGAAGAGCAUGGACUCCCAGCGGUCAGGGGUGGAGGUUGUGGAUCGACUUCAGAGGCAGAUCAUCGUGGCGGACUGCCAGGUCUAUCUUGCCGUACUGUCCUUCGUCAAACAGGAGCUGUCUGCGUACAUCAAAGGAGGCUGGAUCCUCCGUAAGGCCUGGAAAAUGUACAACAAAUGCUACAGCGACAUCAGUCAGCUGCAAGAGGCCUGCCGUAGACGAUCCUCCGACCAGGAGGGGGCGAUGGCCUCCGAUCAGGCCAACCACAACGCAUCCCCUACGGAGAGCGGCGGCAGGGUAACGGAAGAGGUUUUGGACCGUCUGAAGGGUUCAGUGAGCUUCGGUUAUGGGCUCUUUCACCUGUGUAUUUCAAUGGUACCACCACACCUGCUCAAGAUCGUCAACCUGUUGGGUUUCCCUGGUGACCGUCACCAAGGUCUUGCCUCUUUGGCAUAUGCCAGUGAAAGCAGGGAUAUGAAAGCGCCACUUGCCACUUUGGCCCUGUUGUGGUACCACACCGUGGUCCAGCCUUUCUUUGCACUGGACGGCUCAGACUCUCGUGCUGGGCUCCAGGAGGCCAAAGCCAUCCUGCAGAAGAAAGCAAUGGUUUACCCAAACUCUUCCCUCUUCAUCUUCUUUAGAGGACGAGUGCAGAGAUUAGAGUGCCAAAUCAACAGUGCAUUGGCGUCAUUCCAGGAUGCUUUGGAAUUCGCCUCAGACCAAAGAGAGAUUCAGCACGUGUGCUUGUACGAAAUCGGUUGGUGCAGCAUGAUCGAGAUGAGCUUUGAAGACGCUUACAGGUCGUUCGAAAGACUGAAAAAUGAAUCCCGAUGGUCGCAGUGUUAUUACGCUUACCUCACUGGAGUAUGUCAGGGGGCUUCUGGUGAUCUCGAGGGAGCCAAAGCUGUCUUUCGAGACGUCCAGAAGUUGUUUAAACGCAAGAACAAUCAGAUCGAGCAGUUUGCACUGAAAAGAGCAGAAAAACUGAGAAAGGUCCCCCUCACACGAGAGCUCUGCAUUCUGGGUGUUGUGGAGGUUCUGUACUUAUGGAAAGCUCUUCCAAACUGCUCUUCCUCCAAACUCCAGCUUAUGAACCAAGUGCUACAAGGACUGGAUGACCAGUCAAGUCUUGGCUUGAAAAAUCUGCUGCUUGGUGCUAUUCAAAAAUGUCUUGGAAAUAUUAAAGAUGCUGUUCAGUCGUUCCAGCUGGCAGCACAUGAUGAGUACGGUCGUCUGAACAAUAGCUACGUUCAGCCAUAUUCCUGCUAUGAGCUGGGCUGUGUGUUACUGGCUAAGCCUGAGACUCUGAGUAAAGGAAGGUCAUUACUGCUACAGGCCAAGGAAAACUACACCGGGUACGACUUCGAGAACAGACUGCACGUGCGUAUCCACUCUGCCCUCGCCUCCAUAAAGGAAGUGGUCCCCCACUGACCCCGUCCCAACCAAAAAAAAGUGCACCUUGACCACUCCUGCCCAGCACUUUUAAAACAAAAAGCCAUUCGAAGUAGUCGUGCUUUGGAAGGAAAAACAAAGGUUAUCUGACUUCAGAGGAUCAAUUUUACGAUUUUUCUUUUCAACUUAGUGUAGUAUCAAAACUGGUUCACAAAUAAUUGUCCAUGUAGCUAUUGGUCUCAAUCAUCUUAUUUUUUUUUGCAUUCACACAUAGACUCACUUUACAUUUUGGAUGCGUUAUGUGUGAGCGGGAAACUUGGAUGGUGUGCAUUGAAAAAUCUGGAUGGACAGUAAUCCAAAUCUCACAAUGAAUCACGUUGAUAAUGUGUCCUUUACUAUAGCUUGCCCUACAUUACUAAGUACAUUAGCAUGGACUAGACUUUAACAUAAGAGCAUUUACACAAAAUUAUCUUGCUUAACCAUUUAUCUUAAUGAGAUAUUAUCUAAAGUUAUACAUGUGCCAGAUCAUGAUCGUAUUCACCACAGCAAUGUCUAGUAUAGUGGUCGACCGAUAAUAGAUUUUAUCCAGUAUCCAGGAAGCAUGUUGACCGAUAUAUUACAGUUUAUGAUAGCAAAUAAGAAACUAUAUUAGAUUAACACUUUUUUUACUAAUUUGUAUUCAGAUUCACAUAAAACACUGUCAGUUGGUCAAGCGGUCAGUUAUCGGUUCCACCGAUAUUCUUAAAUAGCCAAAUGUCAGCACAUAAAUCGGUCUGGCCGAUGAUAUCAGUCUAUCUCUUGACCAGUCAAGGAAUAUUGCAGUCAUUGCAUUGAAACUUUUGAUUGUAUGUAUGUAUUAAUUACGAACUGUAUGUUGCUAUGACCAUAUAACACUACACCACAUAUCUUUUUUUGUAAUUU